Plodia interpunctella (Indianmeal moth) is the source of this 755-nucleotide messenger RNA. RefSeq lists its product as uncharacterized. The record is from RefSeq and is a predicted model, not a curated record. Lineage: Eukaryota; Metazoa; Arthropoda; Insecta; Lepidoptera; Pyralidae. The transcript has 4 exons. The coding region runs from base 80 to 676 and encodes 198 amino acids.
GUAAUCUUGUUUAAAAGACCUGCCCUACCACGCCUGGACAGUAUAAGAUAUACUAUGUCACUGUGAAUAGUUGGUCAAAAUGCUGUUCUUUGGAUUAAUCGUGCUUGCCAUUGGAUACGCAACCGCCGAAAUCGGCGGCAGCCCGUUGAUGAACAAAUUGGUGAAAGUCAGACCCGUGGGCGAUAAUCUCAAGAAGAGUUUCAUCCCCCUGACUGAAAUCCCCCCUCCCACGAUACCGACCUUUCGACCUCCAGCUAGAAGACAUUUGGACGUAGACCCGGACGAUUGUACACCAAAAAGUCCAAAAGAAGUGGUGUAUGAGGGAGCCCAUGUGGGUAUAUUUGGGGACUAUUACGAUGAUGCUGUGGCGAAGACUGUCGCGACCAUAAUUUUCCCCGACCAUAUCGAUCACAAGCACUUCGAAAUCACCACUCCUGUGCCAUAUUUCACCGUGGGGCUGAUAGAAGCCAUCGGCUACCACCCCAGCACGCCGAAGAACGAGCAUCCUCCAGAAUGCGAGAAGAUAUACCAAGAUCAUCUCGCCGAUUUAUAUUCUGAUGAUACCACAGACUAUUCUGACGAAUCAUUGGAGGUCGCCAGAAUGCCCCUGCUCCCCGAGAAGGAUGAGAAGGAAGUCGAGGCGAGAUUAGCGGAGAUCUACAGCGACCUGGAGUGAAAUCUGUUAUGUUUGUUUGUACUUUUUCUAGUUUCAUACUAAGUUAUUACACAUUAUUAAAUAUUUUUUUAUAAAAAAA